AUGGCCGCCCACGGGCAGAGACGCAGAACUUCUUCUUCUUCCUCUUCCUCUCCUCCUCCUCCUCUUCCUUCUUCAAGACAAACUUCCUCCAUUCAGCGGAAAGAAGUACAGUCAGCCACCCUUCACAACCGCAUAGUUUCAUAUAGCUCGAACAACGGCCAAAGAAGCAGCCCUUUUUCUCCAUCUUCUUUUUCUUCUUCAAGACAAGCCCCUUUCAUCACGUUCGGCCAAGUCCCGUCACAGGUUACCCAAGGCGUGCCCUUCACAUUCAACGUCCACGCUAGCGUAACUGAAAACACGAAUCCUCGUCGUGGGAACUUGCUGCCUAUGAGGAUUCAAGGGACUAUGAGUUUUGAAGCGGGUCCGAUCCAUCGACCGGGCACGUAUGAACUUGUUCUUACCAUCGGUAACUCCGGCAACUCGUUGAAAAUUGGGUCUGGGCGUUACGAGACUAUUACUGUUAUAUUUUUAUUUUGGUUAUUGAUAGUCAUUUAUAUGUUUGGUUCCUUUUUCUUUUUGGCAUAUGAGAGUGACAAGCUCCUUAACAGCUACAUAUCCUCUACUGCCUUGAACUUUAUCAUGUCUUCUACCGACCAAACCAGCAGUGCAUCAAACUCAACUGCUUCUGUUGAGUGGACAAACAAACCAACCACGGUUGUCCAAGGCGAUCGUUUUACCGUCAAGCUCGAAAUUCAGGCAAAUGGAAACCAGUUCUUUUCCCAAAACAGACAGGUGAACGUGAGCAUGAUUUCACGGCUCACCGAUGAUGAUAGUCAAGGCCAGAAGGAUCUGUAUUACAAUGCGCAUACGAUUCUGGGGUCAGAACCCAUUGAAUUUAAGAUAACCGAGCCGAUCGACCAGGCAGGAGAGCAUACGGUCAAUAUUACUGUUCAAGCGCCUGAGGCUGUUAGUCAGCGCACAAUGUAUUGCUAG
Messenger RNA from Rasamsonia emersonii CBS 393.64, 933 nucleotides. RefSeq lists its product as uncharacterized. The transcript is spliced from 5 exons. The record is from RefSeq and is a predicted model, not a curated record. Lineage: Eukaryota; Fungi; Ascomycota; Eurotiomycetes; Eurotiales; Trichocomaceae. Bases 1 to 933 code for a protein of 310 amino acids.